GCCAGUUCACGAUGCCGCAUAUCUUCAGCCACAUUGUCAUCAUCCCAACACGAUGCCUACCAUACAUUCACUCACACCCCCAACACCUUUUUAAACAAAUCCUCCCCAUUCCCCCACCGACCUCAUCCACACAACCCACCAUGAUCCCGCUAACCCCCCAACCCCACACAGCAACCUACCUCUCGCGCAUAAGCCUCUUCAUCCUACGCGCCCCCCACAGCACACUAACCGCCGCCUUCGACCCCCACUCCAACUGCCCCAUCUCCUCAUUAACCAUCACCCAACCCUCCCCCAGCCCCGCCACAAACCAAACCUGCCAAACCCUCCUCCGCAUCCUGCACGAUCCCAACGCUCGUGCAAGCCCCGCAACAAUCCCAUACGCACUCUGUCUCCUCCUCCGUUUCCGCGACGCAUCCGAUGCACUCCCCAUCCCCUUCGCCCCGCCCCAUUUGCUGAUUACAAUCGCCGUGUAUAUUAGUUUCAAGAUCUUGAGGGACGGGGGAGACGCGCCGGGGCGUCCGAAUCAGUAUUCAGACAAAGUGUUGAUGUGUUUUGGGGUUGAUGCGUUGCGGCAUUGGUGUUGGCAUGUUGGGGUGAAGAAGCGGGAGCUGGAGGAUCUAGAGAGGAAUUUCUUGGAGGUGUUGCAGUUUAGGGUUUGGGUAAGGAACGAAGAGUAUGCGAGGUUGGAGGCGAGGAUGAGGGGGUUGUGGGAGGAGGUUUUGCGGUUUGGGGGGAAGUCGACGUUGCCUGUAGGGUGGAAGGGGAUGGGGAGACAGAUUUGAGGGGAGUGAGUGAGUAUGCCUUGGAUUGUGGGUGUGUUUUGUUCCCAGGUGUAGAGUCAUCAGAGUGGUAUAGUAGCCCCCGGCACGGUGAAGGAUCAAGCAGGUUUCGCCUGACUAAUAAAGUAUCAGACAGAUCAGAAUUGCUGAGAAUAUGUUGUAGUAUCUCUUCUUUGCUCUUGUCGGCCAUCCAUUUUACGCGUAUUAUUCCGUCCUCGUCAAGUCGUCGAAGACACAGGGUGACCAUGUAAGAGGUAAAUCUGUACCUUGUCGAGUAUCAACAGUGGUAUG
This is a messenger RNA of Dothidotthia symphoricarpi CBS 119687, 1070 nucleotides long. RefSeq lists its product as uncharacterized. The record is from RefSeq and is a predicted model, not a curated record. Bases 141 to 782 code for a protein of 213 amino acids. The transcript has a single exon. NCBI's taxonomy places the organism in Eukaryota, Fungi, Ascomycota, Dothideomycetes, Pleosporales, Dothidotthiaceae.